This is a messenger RNA of Zychaea mexicana, 1352 nucleotides long. Its product is annotated as other/NAK protein kinase. Gene Ontology annotation, molecular function: ATP binding; protein serine/threonine kinase activity. NCBI's taxonomy places the organism in Eukaryota, Fungi, Mucoromycota, Mucoromycetes, Mucorales, Lichtheimiaceae. Bases 67 to 1212 code for a protein of 381 amino acids. Gene Ontology annotation, cellular component: cytoplasm; Golgi apparatus. The transcript is spliced from 7 exons. Gene Ontology annotation, biological process: regulation of vacuole fusion, non-autophagic; protein phosphorylation; vacuolar protein processing. The record is from RefSeq and is a predicted model, not a curated record.
GUUCAUUUGUGCUUAAACCAAAUUUCCUUCAGCUUUUCCUAGUUCAACCACCCUCUUUUUUAAAUCAUGUCGUUAUUCAGUUCUGUAUUAGAUGCUCUUUACGCUGCAGUUGGGUGCUGCAUUCCUGAUGCUAAUAUCAGCAUCAAUGGUCGUGCCUAUCGAAUCGUCAAACUGCUAGGCGAGGGCGGUUUCUCAUUUGUGUACUUGGUCGAAGAUGGUUCUGGUAACCAAUACGCAAUGAAGAAAAUCCGCUGCACACUCGGUACUGAAGACGCCAAGGUCGCUCAACGGGAAGUAGAAGUUUAUCGCCUGUUUGAACAUGAUCACAUCAUUCGUAUGUUGGAUACAGCAACGAUAACAGAUAAUGAUGGAAGCACGACGAUUUACAUUUUCCUUCCAUACUACAAGCGUGGCAACUUGCAAGACGCGAUUAGUCGAAACCAGCUUUACAAACGGCACUUUACGGAAAACCAAAUGUUGCACUUAUUCCGAGGCGUUUGUUCAGCAGUGGAGUUUAUGCACGAUUAUAAAGGAGCUAGUGGAGCACGGACAGGUUAUACGACACAAAAUCCGAUUUUGGAUGAUGAAGGGGGAGACCAUCACCAUCAGCAACAACAGCAAACAAAGCCAUUGCUCAGUUCGACUUCACAACAAGAAACAUCCUCAGCAAUUGAAACACAUACUCCCGGCAAGGAAGGAGAAGUGGUACCUUGGGCUCACCGUGACAUUAAGCCAGGUAAUGUGCUAUUAUCUGAUGAUGGUGAAACGCCGAUCUUGAUGGAUUUUGGAUCUGCAUGUCGAGCACGUAUUGAGAUCGACAAUCGACAAGAAGCAUUGAAGCAGCAGGACUUAGCGGCCGAGCACUGUACAAUGCCGUUUAGGGCACCGGAGCUUUUUGAUGUCAAAACGGAAACAACAUUGGAUGAAAAGGUCGAUAUUUGGUCAUUAGGCUGUACUUUGUAUGCCAUGGCUUACGGUCAGUCGCCGUUUGAAGUGAAUAGUGAACAAGGAGGUUCUGUCGCGCUAGCUGUUUUGAACGGUCAGUUCAAGUUCCCCACCGAUCAUGAAGUGGCCAAACUGUAUUCGCCCGAGUUUAAAGAUUUCAUUUCAUGGAUGCUGACAUCAGAUCCAAAGACGCGCCCAGACAUACAUCAGGUAAUCGACAGAACCGAAGAGUUACUGAAGCGAAGACCUCAAGAAAGCUCGGCAUAAGAGAAGCUACCAAUAGAAAGUUAUCCUAAGCGACACCUUUUCUCACUAUAUUGUUCACCCUUUCCUUCCUUGUACUCAUAUCCAUCCCAUAUACGAAAAACAAUGCUUGCAUCAACUCGAUGUCUAUUAUUACCUUGACU